AUGUCAUCUCAAGUGAGCGAAAAUCACCGAGAAAACGCAGAGGUAUUCACUGACCCGGCGAUCUGCAAGCAGAAAUCUCUCGAACUUCUCGAGCAAAUCAACAUGCCAAAAGGGCUACUUCCAUUAGACGAUCUAAUCGAGGUGGGCCGAAAUCAUCAAACCGGGUUCGUAUGGCUGAAACAGAAGAAGGCAAAAGAACACCGGUUUAAGAAAAUCGGGAAACUCGUGUGGUACGACACUGAAGUCACGGCGUUUAUCGAAGAUCGCCGGAUGAAGAAACUUACCGGGGUUAAAAGUAAGGAGAUUUUGAUUUGGGUUACUAUUUCUGAUAUUUCUAUUCAGGACCCGGAGUUUCAGAAAAUUACUUUUGCUACCCCUACUGGAAUUUCUAAGGCUUUCCCGGUUUCUGCGUUUGAGGAGUGA
This is a messenger RNA of Nicotiana tabacum (common tobacco), 423 nucleotides long. RefSeq lists its product as uncharacterized. Lineage: Eukaryota; Viridiplantae; Streptophyta; Magnoliopsida; Solanales; Solanaceae. The record is from RefSeq and is a predicted model, not a curated record.